AUACCAACAACAAAGAGAGAGAGAGAGAGAAAGGAGAUGACCGACGCCGGCGAAGGUGGAAAAUCGACGGUGGUGUGUGUGACCGGAGCAUCGGGAUACAUAGCUUCAUGGCUAGUCAAAUUAUUGCUCCAUCGUGGCUACACCGUCAAAGCCACCGUUCGCAACUUCAAGGAUCCGAAGAAAACAGAGCAUUUAGUAUCCCUCGAAGGAGCUAAAGAAAGACUUCACUUAUUCGAAGCAAACUUACUUGAAGAAGGUUCAUUCGAUUCCAUCAUUAACGAUUGCCAUGGCGUUUUUCACACAGCUUCUCCAUGUUUCUUCGAAUCCAAUGAUCCUCAAACACAACUAAUCGAUCCUGCUUUAAAAGGAACAAUCAAUGUCCUCACCUCUUGUGCCAAAUCUCAUCAUUCUAUCAAAAGGGUAAUCUUAACUUCCUCCAUGGCUGCUAUGCUCUUUUCUGGUACACCUCGUACUCCUCAAACUAUUGUAGACGAAACUUGGUUUUCCGACCCACAAAUCUGCAAAGACAACCAGCUUUGGUAUAUCUUAUCGAAGACAUUAGCAGAAGAAGCAGCUUGGAAAUUUGUGAAGGAGAAAGGAAUUGAUAUGGUUGUAAUAAACCCGGCAAUGGUUAUAGGUCCUUUAUUACAAUCGACUCUCAAUUUUAGUUGUACUCCAAUUUUGAACCUGAUAAAUAAUUCUGAAACUUAUCCAAAUGCUUCGUUUGGAUGGGUUCAUGUGAAUGAUGUUGUAAAUGCUCAUGUUCGAGCAUUCGAGAUUCCUUCUGCUAAUGGAAGGUAUUGUCUUACCGAGAUUGUUUUUCAUUACUCUGAGAUUGUCAACAUACUCUUUGGACUUUAUCCUAAACUCAAAUUACCAAACAAGUGUGAGAAUGACGAGCCAUUUGCGCCAACUUUUAUGGUAUCGAAGGAAAGAGCAAGAUCAUUGGGUGUUGAAUUUGUACCAUUUGAGAUUAGUCUCAAGGAAACCGUUGAAAGUUUGAUCGAGAAGAAAUUUGUCACUCUCGAAUUUUACGAUUAGUAAGGCCAGCCAGUUUAACAUUUGUAACCAUCCAAGAUAAGCAGGGAAGAAUUGUAUUCUUCUCAGGCUCGAUCAAUGAUUGAAUCUCUCUGUCUUUCAAUACUUUGUAUCAUUGCAUAAGCUCGGUUUAGACUAUAUUUAUGAUCCAUUAGAAGGA
This is a messenger RNA of Impatiens glandulifera, 1198 nucleotides long. RefSeq names its product phenylacetaldehyde reductase-like. The transcript is spliced from 4 exons. Gene Ontology annotation, molecular function: oxidoreductase activity, acting on the CH-OH group of donors, NAD or NADP as acceptor. The record is from RefSeq and is a predicted model, not a curated record. Bases 37 to 1041 code for a protein of 334 amino acids. NCBI's taxonomy places the organism in Eukaryota, Viridiplantae, Streptophyta, Magnoliopsida, Ericales, Balsaminaceae.